UCCAAUACACGUGCGGCAAAGUAUCAAUUAUAACUUAAAAUUUUAAUUUGAACAUUUAUAAUUCUACUUCAGUAAUCAUUAAUAGAUUUUUUAUAAGUCUUCAUAUAAGAUAAUGGUAGUGGCUGAAAAAAUGAAUAAACCAAAACUUAAAGUAUCAGUGUCAAAUUCUGAAUCGUCCAGUGAAGAAGCUGAGGAUUCCGAAUAUGAGGCAGAGGUAUCAGACGACGAAAAUGAAGAAAUUUCCGAAAACAAUAACAGUGAUGAUGAACUUAUAUUAAAAAAUGAGGGCUGGGCGGAUUCUAUUUCAAAAAUCCUUGGGUCAAACAAACCUAAAAAUAAGAAGACAUUGGUUUUGUCAAGAGCGAAAAAGCUUGCAGAUGUUGUAAAAAAAGAAAAAGAAGAAAAACCCGCUUUUGAAAUUGUAGGAGAGGGGCCUUUAGAAGAAAAACCAGAAGUAAAAGAAGAUAAAAUUGAUUUAGAGCCUCCUGUAAAGAAAAAGAAAUGUGAAAAAGCAUCAGUACGAAUAAAACCAAACAUACUUGAAAAAGAUAGAGAAAGAUUAUUAGCAAAAAUAGCAACAAAAGGUGUUGUACAAUUAUUCAAUGCAGUUAGAAAUCAACAAAAAUCUUUUGAAACUGAACUAAAUAAAGACUUACCAGAAGGAAAAAAAGAAAAGAUACUUAAGAAAUUUGAUAAGAGAGCCUUUUUAGAUACACUCAUGGGUCAAUCAAAGUCUAUAGUUGUAGAAGACCAAACCAAAACUUUGAAAGAUGAGUUAAAAGCAGAAGAUAAACCUCGGUGGAAUGCUUUAAGAGAUGACUUCAUGAUGGGUGCAAAAAUGAAAGAUUGGGAUAAAGAAGUUGAAGAAGAAACUAUUUAAUAAUAAAUUAUGUUUUUUUUUUAA
Molecule: messenger RNA, 904 nt
Organism: Nymphalis io (European peacock)
Lineage: Eukaryota; Metazoa; Arthropoda; Insecta; Lepidoptera; Nymphalidae
Product: RRP15-like protein
Exons: 4
Coding region: 113-880 (255 amino acids)
Biological process (GO): maturation of 5.8S rRNA; maturation of LSU-rRNA
Cellular component (GO): preribosome, large subunit precursor
Source: RefSeq, a predicted model, not a curated record